UUCUGUCGUUUAGACAGUCUAUCUUUCUCAAGUCUAUUCUGUUUAGCAGAGACAGUAUCCUCUGACCGCUUUCUUUUCAUGAAAUCAUUCACUUUUCUAAGUCUGAUUUGUUUCUUAGAGUCAGUUUCAUUACCUAUUAUUGGUUUUACAUUAGUUUUUGUAACAUGAAUGGGGUUUCCCAUAAAUGGAGUUUUGUAAAAUGAAUGGGGUUUCCCCUAAGUUUGGGGCUGUACCCAACAAUUUUUUGUAAUUUGCAUGCCGCUCCCUUUAUCAUUCUACAGAUGCCACCCAGUCACUCCCACAGUCAUUCCCCCCGCCUACGCCUGUAGUCAGGCAAUCAUUCCCUUGGAUUUGUUUUUCCCUUUUUUCUUGUCUAUAGGUAAUGAGUUAUAAAUGAAGUUAAAGUUGAUAAUACAGUUAGGCACACUGCUACGUGUGUUAACUCGACUCUCUUGGCAAAGAGUACGUCAUUAUGAAAAUAAUGCUUCAUAAAUACGAAUACGAGUUAUGAUGGCGUUGAAGACAAAGAGGGAAGUUUCAAUAAUGUUAAUGUACGUGUUUCUACAUGUUACAAUAAGCUGUCCCAAUGACAAAUAUUAUGACAGAUUCCUUGAUACUUGCUUGGAUUGUCCCCAGGACACUUCCAGUUGCUCCGAAGUAGAUGAAAGUGCACAAUCUUGCAGAGUAAAAUGCAUCAAACAAUCAGGUGACGUCAAAUAUGACAGGUCAUUGCUACUGGCUUUAGUGAUUUCAUUGCCGUUGGCACUAGUUUUUAUCUUGGCUGUAGCAGUUUCUUGUUUGAUGUACAGACGCAUGAAAAGACGUUGUAAGAAAUUUGGCAUCCAAGAGGAGAACGACGUUUUUGUUACUGGCACUCUUGAAGAAGAAAACGGUGAAUCUCCUGAAAAUCAUGACAGUGGAAGGGAACAUUCCAGCAUAUUCUCACCUAAUUCAAGCAAUACUACGGACCAGUAACUGAUUCAAAUGUUACGAAAAAUAAGUUUCGUUCUAAUUUAAAUUCAAAAUAGCUUUAUAACAUUGUCAAGUUUAUAAAUUCUGGUGAAAAUAGGCUGUUGAAAUUCAUUUUUCCAACGCUGGGUCUACUUCUAUUUUGAUCUGCCUUAAGAGCAACGAGUAGAAAAGUAUGUGGAAUAAUGGAAACCCUACAGCAUUUUGUUAAAUAUGUACUAGUAAAUGUAUACUCAGUUAAAACAUUGUGAUUCUACCAGUAUUUUGUUCUACAGUGUAUGAUGUAAAAGAGUUUACCGAAUUUGAUGUAUAAAAAAGUUCUUUAAUUUGUCAAAACACUAGAAUAAAAAGGUCUUUAUAAGUGAA
Molecule: messenger RNA, 1335 nt
Organism: Xenia sp. Carnegie-2017
Lineage: Eukaryota; Metazoa; Cnidaria; Anthozoa; Malacalcyonacea; Xeniidae
Exons: 2
Coding region: 508-975 (155 amino acids)
Source: RefSeq, a predicted model, not a curated record